GGCCUCCCCGCUCCCGGGCCCCGUCCCUCCCUCGGCGGAAGGCGGGAAGCGGCGCCGGCCAUGGGUGACAUCCACGAGGUGCCGCGGCCGCGCAUCGCCACGGGGCAGCUGGCGCAGCACAUCGGGCAGCCCGUCUGCUUCGUGGGGCGCGUCGAGAAGAUUCAUCCUAGCGGGAAGCUUCUCGUGCUUACAGACGGACUCGGAAAGCACACGACUGUGGAGCUGAGCGAGCCUCUGGAUGAGGAGAUUUCAGGAGUUAUUGAAGUGGUAGGAAGAGUAACAAAUCAGGCAACCAUCAUGUGUGCAUCAUACGUCCAGUUCAGAGAAGAUAAAAGUUCAUUUGAUCUGGAACUCUACAAUGAAGCACUAAAAAUUAUUCAUGAAUUCCCUGAAUACUUCCCGUUUGGUACUGGCAGGAACACUUGAUUUUUAUUAGCAUAUAUUUAGGACUUCAGAGCAGACAACAGUGGUUUCUUGUCUGGCAGCAUAGUAACAGUUGCAUUUAUUUUCAACAAAUAUACUGAAAAGACACUGUUACAUGUGCUAAGUAUUGCCUAUGGAGAGUAUGUUCUUCAAAAAUGUAUUUAUUCAGCAAGGAAAACAAAUGAGAAUGUCUCACUGUAUAUAUUUAACCCUUUCACAUCUAUGAGGAGUGUUUUCUUGCAAAAUCAGACUUGUCAGAAACUCAAAUUCUGUAAGUAUCCUUUUCUAAUUGGUAGAGGUUCUAGGAUAUAUUACAGGAAACUUGUAUGGAAAAAAUUUGGUGGGGUUUCAAUACAGUGCUUUUUUUAUUUAAUGUGCUUUGAUAUAAAAUUAUUGAAUGGGGAGUAUUUUGCAUCUUGAGAAUGAUAUCUUCACCAAUAAAAAAAUUCACUGCAUUUAA
This is a messenger RNA of Parus major (Great Tit), 883 nucleotides long. It is a transcript of the gene RPA3, whose product is annotated as replication protein A3. Gene Ontology annotation, cellular component: site of double-strand break; DNA replication factor A complex; nucleus. The record is from RefSeq and is a predicted model, not a curated record. The coding region runs from base 61 to 426 and encodes 121 amino acids. The transcript has 4 exons. NCBI's taxonomy places the organism in Eukaryota, Metazoa, Chordata, Aves, Passeriformes, Paridae. Gene Ontology annotation, molecular function: single-stranded DNA binding; damaged DNA binding. Gene Ontology annotation, biological process: double-strand break repair via homologous recombination; DNA replication; mismatch repair.